UCCACCACGGGCCACGACAAUCCUCUCAUACGCCUCCCCCACACCUAGCCACGGCCAUAUCUUUCUGCUCCCAUGGCUACUGCUAGCGGCUGCUUCUUGGUGUUCAUCUGGGUAGUAUGUUGGCUCCCACUGAUGCUCGCCGGGCCUGAGGAUCAGCUAGGGGAAGGCUGCUCAAGCUCGGCCAAGACGUGCGGCAACCUCACCAUCUUACAGCCGUUCUGGCUCAGGGAUAAGGAGACGGGAAGAUCGUGUGGUCACUUGCCUUUUGAGGUUCGUUGCUCAAACGAAAGCAUACCAGUUCUCUGGAGCUUUGACUUUUCAAUCAUGGACAUCUCCUACGAGGAACGCAAUUUGCGCGUCGUUGAUUCAUACAAAGUGAAGCACUUGAACUACACCAGCGGCUGCAAUAAUUUCUGGCCAUGGAACACCUCCGUCGAACUGGCACCUCCGUUUAAGGUCAGCCCUGCCAACCUGAACCUCAUCUUCUACAACUGCACGAAGAAGACGGUGGCGAUGGUGAAGGUGAGAUGCGUGAACGCGAGCAACAUGUUUGUUCGCGCGGGAGUGCGUCACGACCCGACCGGGAACUACUCCGGCUACGCUUUGGAGGGCUGCAAUGCUACCGUCGUCCCGGUGAUGAGUUCGACGAGCAAGGCGAACGCGAGCGACUACGAGCAUAUCAUCAGCGGUGGUUUCCUCUUGACAUGGCAACCGGACGCAUGUAAUACUGCCUGUUGUGUAGUACGUACGUGUGACGCCCCAGAAACUACGGGUGUGGCAAACAUGCAAACUAGUGCUCUCGGUAGGUACGUACCCCUGUGCGUCAUUAGAAGUUCGUUAACAAGUUGAACUGGAGUGUGGUACAGAACAACAGGUGGCUUCUAGAGCCAAUAUCGAUUCUGGUCUGAACUCUGAACUCUGGACUUAUAAACACUCCCUAAUAUGAACUCUGAACUUCUCAGCUCUCUGCCUAAUCUGAACUCUAUAUAUACUUCUUUCUGUUUAGUCAGAAACUCAGAACUCUGAACUUCCCAAGUCUGCACAGCCAACAUUGGCACCAUGGGCUUGUUCAUUGAUCCACUGGCAGCCCAGUAGCAGCAAAUGGACUUUUCAAAAUUAGGCCUAACCCUAUAUUCAUUUUUCUGGGGCAAUUUUUUACCCAAAUAUGGUGACUUUAGUCCUUUUUCUGGCGCCUGCUUGCAUAGUCUGGGCAGCCAGCGAAGUGGGCCAGCCAGUUGCGCAGCCAAAUAAUACAUACAUUUUUUUAAAAUAUUUGUCGGAAUUCUUUUGAAUGAUAUGGUAUAUCCAAAAUCAGUCGAUAUGCCACGAAAAAAAUAUCGAAUAUUCAUGUAUGAAUAUAUUUAUAUCGCAAGUAAUUCUAAGUUUGCACUAGUUUCAAAUUAUUAAUAUAUUUCAGAAAAAUGGUAAGAAUAAUAAAAAAUGUUCAUGGAUGCAAGAAGAGAUGUUUUUAUAUUUGAAAAAUAAAUAUUCAUGUAUUGCAAAAACACAUUUUCAUGUUGUUAAGAAGAAGUAUGCCUGUAAAUGAGCAUUUGUUUACACCAUAGUAAUGUAAAAAGUAAAUAAAACAAAAAACUGAAAUUUGCAAAUUAAGGCAAUAAUGCUUUAAAAAUAUAUAAGUAAAAGUAAAAACAAUGAAAUUAAAAAAUCAAAAAAAAAAAAUAACAAAAACUAAAGUAAAUGGAAAAAUUAGAAAAUGAGCUCAAAGGAAAAUAAAUAAACAUAAAUAACUUAAAUGAGAUAAACCAAUCCAUCAAUUGGGCGCUCGACUGCAUCCGCUAUUCUAGCAGAGCGUCACUUCCCUCCCACUCAAAGCGAAAUUGGGAUUUCAGGCCUACAAGGAAAUGAUGCAAAAAGCCGUUUACUGGGUUCUUGCAAAAGAAACCCGUUGUCUGGUGAAACUCGUGACCAGGGUUUUAAGGCAUGUCCGAGCCGCCAAGCCCUUAAUGUUUCGGGGUCUCUUGAAAUGUAACCACAUAAACAUUAAAUUUGUCUAAAAAACAUAAACAUUGAAUGCCAUAACAUAUUGUUUACUACAACGAAAAACACUUGGCCAGGUGAUAAACAAUGUUUCAUUAACAUUGUAUACAUAUUAGGGUUUUCUCUAUGUUUGCUACAACGAAAAAAGGGGUUUCUCUAUUAGGAUAGAUCAAUUGAUACAGAGAUGGCUUGACCUCCUUUUCCAAUGAAAAAUAAAAAUCGGCUCAAGGAUUGCUUUUGAAUUUUGACACAAGGUGAGUGGCAGUUUUUUUUGUGGAGUAAUCCAAUCCUAUGGGAAGAAUUCUAAAGACUAAAACCCUACACAAUCUGUUUUAAUUCAUUUGAUUUGAACAAAUAAAAAACUAGUCAUUCCACAUGAUUUGUUAUUUCUAAGUUGAUUGAUAAGUUACAAUUUUCAAAGCUAAGUUGGCCGAGAAGUUGGUUGAGAAGUUUUGAUUUUUGUAUUGGAUACUGUCACG
Messenger RNA from Triticum aestivum (bread wheat), 2477 nucleotides. RefSeq lists its product as uncharacterized. NCBI's taxonomy places the organism in Eukaryota, Viridiplantae, Streptophyta, Magnoliopsida, Poales, Poaceae. The record is from RefSeq and is a predicted model, not a curated record. The transcript is spliced from 2 exons. Gene Ontology annotation, molecular function: polysaccharide binding. Bases 73 to 849 code for a protein of 258 amino acids.